CUUUUAGUUGAAGUUGAGAAGUUAUUCAAGCAACAGAAUUAUACUUUUCGGAAAACCAUUAAUUGAGUUUUAUCAGUUUACAUUAAUACAUUUAUUUUUUACAUCAACCAACUGUUGUGUAAAUAUGGGAUGGCGUAAAAUUAUACGAACAAUAGAGGAAAGAAGAAGACAUUAAACGAAUACGAUGUGAAAAAAAGAAAAGAAUUAAAUGAUGCUGCUCGUACGAAUAAUCCCGAUAAUCAUUUUUUCGGGGGUUUCUUUCUCUUUACCACAGAAUGACAACUUAGAUGAUUUAUUAAUAAAUGUGUUUGGAUCAAACCCAAAUAUGCAACAACAAAAUAACACUAUUGCGAAAUCAUCUUCACAAGACACUGGACUAAAUGCUUUGAUAGAUGAAGUAUUUAAACUCGAAAAAACCGAUAAUGGUAAAACUAUGAGUAAAGGAGGUGAUCAAAUUUCAACAAACGAUGAUUGUGAAUGUGUUCCGUAUUACCAAUGUCAAAACGACACUAUUGUUAGUGAUGGAGCUGGAUUAAUUGAUAUCAGAAUACGUGGAGUAUGUGAAAAUUACCUCGACAUUUGUUGCAAACGUCCGCAUAUAUUGGAUUCAGAGAAUCGAGUUACUCCAAAACCAAUAAUUCGGCGUGGAUGUGGACAACGUCGCCCUGAUGGAGUUGGUUUCCGAAUUACUGGACACACUGAUAAUGAAGCGCAAUUCGGAGAAUUUCCAUGGAUGGUAGCAAUAUUACGAGAAGAAGGUAUUAGUCAAAGUGGGCAGAAGCUUAAUGUAUAUCAAUGCGGUGGUUCCUUAAUACAUAAUCAAGCUAUUUUGACCGCUGCUCAUUGUGUCAAUGGGAAAAUUUCAAGCCAAUUGAAGGUUCGAGCAGGAGAGUGGGAUACUCAAACUAAGAAUGAGCCAUUACCUCAUCAAGAUCGAGAUGUCACUGAAAUAAUCAUUCAUCCUGACUUUCACUCAGGUUCACUCCGAAACGAUUAUGCAAUUUUAAUUCUGAACGAACCGGUGGAGAUUGCUGAAAAUGUUGAUGUCGUAUGUUUACCAGAAAGUGAUGAUAUUUUUGACAAUUCAAGAUGUUAUGCUAGUGGUUGGGGUAAAGAUAUUUUUGGUAAAGAGGGUCAUUAUCAAGUUAUCCUGAAAAAAGUUGAACUGCCAGUUGUUAAUCAUGAUACUUGUCAAAAUUAUCUGCGUUCUACAAGACUAGGAAAGUAUUAUAUCCUUCAUACGAGCUUUAUGUGUGCUGGAGGAGAAGCAGGAAAAGAUACUUGCAAGGGAGAUGGAGGAAGUCCACUGGUUUGUCCACUAGUUAAUGAUCAAGAACGUUAUACCCAAGCUGGAAUAGUUGCAUGGGGCAUUGGAUGUGGAGAAAAUAAUAUCCCUGGAGUGUAUGCGAACGUAGCAGCUGCAAGAUACUGGAUUGACCAGCAGCUACUUGAGAAUAAUCUUAAUUAAAAUGAAGACACAACCAUACAAUAUUUACAUUGACGUGUUUACUUGAAAAUAUAUAUUUUGGAAAUACUAUGAAUAUUCAAUUAUGUUAAAUAUUAAUAACAAUCAGGGCCAGGACUAUCGUAGUAGUUUAAAUGAGCAUUCAUAUGUUUAACCUCAAAUUUGAACAAAGAAAAAACGUCAACUUCCUGGCCCUAAUAAUAAUCAAUACAAUAACUUAACAAUGUAGAUUACUUUUCUUAUCAUCUAUCCUACAAUACAUUAAAUGAUUUUCGUUCAGUGUGAAUAAAUCUCAUCAUUAAGUUAAAUUAGCAAAAGAACGCCGUAUUUUUCCCUUUUGUAUUUUUAGUAAAUCUUCUCAAGUUUCUAAACUUUCAUAAGGUGCAACUGAUCUCACAGACAAAGUCAAAAUAUUUUUGCAAAUAUUUAUGUAUAUAUUUUUGCUGGUAUGCACACCGCACCUAAUAUCGAGAUCUUUUAAAACGCACCUGAUUGAGGGAUGAUAAUGUAAAGGAAUAACAUUCAGUUAUCUAAUACUAGUUAGCAAUUACUCGAAAUUUGAAAUAGAAACAGUAUAAAAGUUGUUAAUUGAAAUAAAUGGUCUAAAAAUAUGAUCAUAUUCUUUA
Messenger RNA from Cotesia glomerata, 2091 nucleotides. Its product is annotated as phenoloxidase-activating factor 2-like. The transcript is spliced from 7 exons. The coding region runs from base 209 to 1468 and encodes 419 amino acids. Gene Ontology annotation, molecular function: serine-type endopeptidase activity. Lineage: Eukaryota; Metazoa; Arthropoda; Insecta; Hymenoptera; Braconidae. The record is from RefSeq and is a predicted model, not a curated record. Gene Ontology annotation, biological process: proteolysis.